AAUAAGAGCAGAGCACUCUGCUCUGUCCUUUUUGCUGAUCUUUGAGUUUGGUUGAUUGACCCAAAAGUAAAAAAAAAUGAAGAAAAGAGGUUUCUACAAUUUGAAGCAUCCAUUUGAUCCAUGCCCGUUUGAGUUCUUCUGCUCGGGUACAUGGAAGCCUGUGGAAUACAUGAGGAUCCAAGAUGGAAUGAUGACAAUACGUCUGUUAGAGAACGGUUAUGUGUUGGAGGAUAUCCGUCCCUUCCAAAGGCUUCGUCUCAGAUCAAGAAAAGCGGCUUUGAGUGACUGUAUCUGUUUCCUUCGGCCUGAUAUCGAUGUUUGUGUUCUCUAUCGUCUCCAUGAGGAUGACUUAGAACCGGUUUGGGUCGAUGCGAGGAUUGUUUCUAUAGAGAGGAAGCCUCAUGAUUCUGAAUGCUCUUGCAAGAUCAGUGUUAGAAUUUACAUUGACCAAGGCUGCCUUGGGUCGGAGAAACAGAGAAUCAAUAAAGAUGCCGUGCUUAUCGGUCUAAACCAAAUCUCUAUUCUCCAGAAGUUUUACAAGGAACAAAGUACUGAUCAGUUUUACAGGUGGAAAUUCUCUGAGGACUGCACUUCCUUGAUGAAAACGAGACUGUCGUUGGGAAAGUUCUUGCCGGAUCUUUCGUGGUUGACUGUUACUUCAAUUCUGAAAAGCAUUGUGUUUCACAUAAGAACAGUGCAAACCAAGAUGGUUUAUCAGAUUGUAGCGGGUGAAGGCUCUAGCAGUACGUUGAGUUCGAUGAAUAUAACUGUGGAAGACGGUGUUUCGUUAUCAAAAGUUGUUCAGUUUAAUCCUGCAGAUAUAUUGGAUGAUUCUCAAGAUCCUGAAAUAAAGCAAGAAACCGAUUAUUUUCAAGAAGAAGAUGAGGUAGUGGAACUACGUCGGUCCAAAAGAAGAAAUGUGAGACCGGAUAGAUAUACCGGAUGUGAUUAUCAGUUAGAUACAAAUGACGGGUGGGUGCGGAUGAUGCCGUACCAGAUUGGAAAAUGGGCUGUUAGUGUGGAGAGUGAUGACGACGAGGACGAUAGCAAUGAUGCUGGUGAUACUAAUGAUGAUAUGUAUGUACCAUUAUCGCGUUUAUUCAUCAAGAAAAAGAUAACUAAUUCUCGAGAAGCGAUACCGAAAAGUAUGAAAGGCGGGAUUGUUUUGGUAGACAAGAGGAGAGUACAUGGAUUUGGUAGAAAAGAGAGGAAAUCCGAGCUUUCGGUUAUUCCUUUCACUCCGGUAUUUGAACCUAUACCGUUGGAACAGUUUGGUCUUAAUGCUAACUGUUUGGGUGGGGGUGGCAGUUUUUCAAGAAGCCAGUACUUUGAUGAGAUCGAAAAGUAUCGAUGUAAAUCCGCGAAAUACGGGAAGAAAAUGACGGAAAUGGAAGAGAUGAUGGAAUCUGAUCUAUGUUGGAAAGGUCCUAACUACGUGAAGUCGGUUCAAAAACGAACAUCCCGACCUUCGCGGUCAGUUGCUCCAAAAACAGAGGAUUCCGAUGAGCCACGGGUCUAUAAGAAAGUAACAUUGAGUGCAGGUGCAUACAACAAGCUGAUAGAUUCAUACAUGAACAACAUUGAGUCCACAAUUGCAGCCAAGGACGAGCCUACCAAUGUUGUUGACCAGUGGGAGGAGUUAAGGAAGACGAAUUUUGCAUUUAAACUGCAUAGGGAUAUGGAACAAAACUUAAGUGAAGAUGGUGAGGGAGAGACUUCAGAGAACGAAAUGUUAUGGAGAGAAAUGGAACUCUGCUUGGCUUCUUCUUACAUACUCGAUGACAACGAGGCAAGAGUGGACAACGAGGCUUUAGAAAAGGCGAGAAGUGGUUGUGAACACGAUUAUAAGCUGGACGAAGAAAUCGGGAUGUGUUGCAGGUUAUGUGGUCAUGUAGGAACUGAGAUAAAAGAUGUAUCUGCACCAUUUGCAGAACAUAAGAAAUGGACAAUGGAGACUAAGCAGCUCGAAGAAGAUGACAUAAAGACUAAGUUGAGCCACAAAGAAGGCGAGACUGAAGAUUUCACUAUGUCAAGUGAUUCUUCGGAAAUGCUUUCCGCUGAAGAAAGUGACAACGUUUGGGCAUUAAUACCUCAGCUUAAGAGAAAACUACAUAUGCAUCAACGAAGAGCUUUUGAGUUUCUCUGGAGAAAUCUAGCAGGAUCUGUGGAACCCUCGCUUAUGGAUCCCACUUCAGAUAGCAUAGGUGGUUGUGUGAUCUCUCAUUCUCCAGGAGCUGGUAAAACUUUCCUAAUAAUCGCUUUCCUCACUAGCUACUUGAAGCUAUUUCCCGGGAAAAGACCCUUGGUUCUUGCUCCUAAAACAACUUUGUACACAUGGUACAAGGAGUUCAUCAAAUGGGAGAUCCCAGUUCCGGUUCAUUUGAUCCACGGUCGAAGAACUUACUGUACCUUCAAGCAGAACAGCACAAUUCAGUUCAAUGGAGUUCCGAAACCGAGCCAAGAUGUGAUGCAUGUUCUUGAUUGCUUAGAAAAAAUACAGAAAUGGCACGCUCAUCCGAGUGUUCUUGUAAUGGGUUACACCUCGUUUACGACUUUGAUGAGGGAAGACUCAAAGUUUGCUCACCGGAAAUACAUGGCUAAAGUGCUAAGAGAGAGUCCUGGGCUUCUUGUUCUUGAUGAAGGACAUAACCCGAGGAGUACUAAGUCAAGAUUACGUAAGGCCUUGAUGAAAGUUGGUACUGACUUAAGGAUACUUCUUUCGGGUACUUUGUUUCAGAACAACUUCUGCGAGUACUUCAACACGCUGUGUUUGGCUAGACCAAAGUUUAUUCAUGAGGUUCUAAUGGAGUUAGAUCAGAAAUUCAAGACCUAUCAAGGUGUGAAUAAGGCGCCUCACUUGCUUGAGAAUAGAGCUCGUAAAUUCUUCAUCGAUAUUAUUGCCAAGAAGAUUGAUGCAGGCGUGGGAGAUGAACGUCUUCAAGGUCUCAAUAUGUUGAAGAAUAUGACUAAUAGUUUCAUUGAUAACUAUGAAGGGAGUGGAAGUGGAAGUGGCGACUCUCUUCCGGGUCUGCAGAUCUAUACAUUAGUGAUGAACUCGACGGAUAUACAGCAUAAGAUACUCACAAAACUUCAAGAUGCAAUAAAGACUUAUUACGGGUAUCCACUCGAGGUAGAGCUUCAGAUAACAUUGGCUGCUAUACAUCCUUGGUUGGUCACAAGCUCAACCUGUUGCACAAAAUUCUUCAACCCGCAAGAACUUUUCGAGAUCGGAAAACUCAAGCACGACGCAAAGAAAGGAUCUAAAGUCAUGUUUGUGCUAAACCUUGUCUACCGAGUGGUCAAGAGGGAGAAGAUCUUGAUAUUUUGCCACAAUAUUGCGCCAAUCCGUAUGUUUACCGAACUGUUUGAGAAUGUUUUCAGGUGGCAAAGAGGCAGAGAGAUCUUGACCUUAACCGGGGAUCUUGAACUGUUCGAGAGAGGUAGAGUGAUUGACAAAUUUGAAGAACCUGGAAACCCAUCCCGAGUCUUACUGGCCUCAAUCACAGCGUGCGCAGAAGGGAUUAGUCUAACCGCUGCUUCACGGGUCAUCAUGCUCGACUCGGAAUGGAACCCUUCAAAGACAAAGCAAGCUAUAGCUCGUGCAUUCAGACCGGGACAGCAGAAAGUUGUUUACGUUUAUCAGCUCUUGUCCAGAGGAACAUUAGAGGAAGACAAGUACAGGAGGACAACAUGGAAAGAGUGGGUCUCUAGUAUGAUAUUCAGUGAGGAGUUUGUUGCUGAUCCAUCUCUAUGGCAAGCUGAGAAGAUUGAAGACGAUGAUCUUAGAGAGAUCGUUGGAGAAGAUAAAGUGAAAUCUUUCCAUAUGAUCAUGAAGAAUGAGAAGGCUUCAACAGGGUAAAUGAUGGUUUAUAUACCAAAAGAAUAAUAAGAGCCUAGUAUUUUC
This is a messenger RNA of Arabidopsis arenosa, 3904 nucleotides long. NCBI's taxonomy places the organism in Eukaryota, Viridiplantae, Streptophyta, Magnoliopsida, Brassicales, Brassicaceae. The record is from the annotation of a GenBank genome assembly.